AUGUUACUAAUCACAGAAGAUGAACACCUCCGGAGCGGAAAUGAUUAUUUUCUGAUAUCUCCGAUAUUUUAUUUGUCGAAAAAUACCCGAGUCGAAAGGCGGAUAAAAAUGUUGAAUGUAACAGUACAAACCCCUCUGGGCACGACUCACACAAUCGAAGUUCAAGCAACCGACACGGUAUCGGAUUUGAAAAAGAAAAUCUACGAUAAGGAACUGGUUCGCGCGGAAAAGCAACUUUUACGCGUGGAAAACCUGGAAUUAUCCGACGACACCAAAAUCUCCGACGCCCAUAUCGGUCAAAACAUCGUAAAAUUAGUCCUAAAAAACUGAUGUAUCGAUAAAUCCAACGAGCGGAAUAAAUUAGUAUUUAGAAGUGCGAUUAAUUUC
Molecule: messenger RNA, 387 nt
Organism: Phyllotreta striolata
Lineage: Eukaryota; Metazoa; Arthropoda; Insecta; Coleoptera; Chrysomelidae
Source: the annotation of a GenBank genome assembly